CUUCACUUGUAUUGUCCAAACGGUCCCAUUAAAUAUAUAGGUUAGAUCGGUAUUUCAGAAAGAAAAUUCACACAAAAACUCUUAAAAGAGACUGUUUUAGCAAUUAAAACAAACAUCCGAUAGUUUUAAAGUGUAGUUGUUUCCUGUUAGUUAACAAAGUUUCAACAGUUUCUACGAAAAUGGCUUUAAACCUGAUGAAGAAUAGCAUCAAAAUGAAUACAUUCAGUAAAUUACAAGUGAGAAGUUCUAGUGGAUCCAGCGAACCACAAUUUCGCGUCCUUAAUCUUAAAGUAACCAAAUCUAAACCAGCCCCGCGUAGACAACCAAAAAAAUUUGAUACUGCACCACCUAGAGCCCAUCAGAUGCCAACUGAUCAAAAUUGGGGAAAUGUAUGGCCUGGUCCAAGAUCGUUUCAUCCAGCGACAGUUCCUCUGCCUGUUAGACAAGGUUAUGGAGAAAAACAAGCACCGCCAAGUAAAUAUGCAAAUGCAGAGUUAAUGAAAAUACCUAAUUUUCUUCAUCUCACUCCACCUGUCAUAAAAAGACAAUGUGAUGCAUUGAGAAAGUUUUGUACACCAUGGCCAAAGGAGCUUUCCACAGAUGAAAAUUGUGAAAAGCAUUUCCCAUUGGAAACUACAACAAGCAGUUAUUGUUAUUCCUCUCCAUCGAUUAGAAAUUCUUUAGCCAGAAUCGUUACAUUAAGAAUAAAGCUUUCUCAUUUACCAUUAGAUCAACAUGCAAAAGAUAAAUUUCGGAGAUUGGUAGGGGACAGGUACGAUGAAAAUACCGAUUAUGUAACUAUAGUUGCAGAUCGUUGUCCCACCAGUAAACAAAAUUUUGAUUACUGCAUGUAUUUAUUAACUGCUGUAUUUCACGAAUCAUGGAAUGUAGAGCCUUGGGAAUCAAAAAAGACAUUAGAAGAUAUGGAGUACUAUGACUGGACAAAAAACCAAUCAUGUAAAAGUUUGGAGAGCAUGUUUGAAGUCCCCUUUGAUAAAAUUGAACAUGGGAAGGAAUUUUCAGAAGCUGUUUCAAAUUUAAUGAAUAAUGGUGAAAAUUUACAAACACUAAAGACAUAUGGAGAUACUGUGAGGAAAUUAUUAGGUCUAUCAAAGGAAAUUUAAUAGAUACAAUAUGUAAAUUAUAAUUAGUUUGUAAUAUAUUACAUUUUAAUAAAUCUGUUGCUUAAUUUCA
Molecule: messenger RNA, 1194 nt
Organism: Agrilus planipennis (emerald ash borer)
Lineage: Eukaryota; Metazoa; Arthropoda; Insecta; Coleoptera; Buprestidae
Gene: mRpS35
Product: 28S ribosomal protein S35, mitochondrial
Exons: 1
Coding region: 180-1124 (314 amino acids)
Biological process (GO): mitochondrial translation
Cellular component (GO): mitochondrial small ribosomal subunit
Molecular function (GO): structural constituent of ribosome
Source: RefSeq, a predicted model, not a curated record